GUGAUCUUUAAGAGCGGCUCUGGGAAGCAAAUACAAAAUGAGCAGCGGAGGACAGUGCAGAAGACGCAGAGGGCUCUCGGUCUGAGCCACGAGGAUUUGAAGAUGUCUGCGUGCAGUGACUUUGUGGAACACGUUUGGAAGCCUGGCUCCUGCAAAAACUGCUUCAGCCCAAAGAGUUCCCAUCAGCUGCAAACACCCCCAGACGUGGGAGCUUGUGGCGUGCUCCCGAAUGGAUUUAGGACCAAGCCUGAGAGCCCUGCGUUGGAAGACGAAGGUGUAAAUACCUCCCCCUUCUCAAAGCCGACAAUUGCUGUGAAGCCAACUAUGAUAAACUCAGAUGUUUCUGACGCGUGGGCGGAUGUGAAUAUGAAUGCAGAUCUGUCACAGGUCAGCUGGGGCAUGGUUUCUGGCAAACACCUCCUUCUGAAAUCAGGAGAUGCGCAGCGGAUCUGCCUUGACAAUUUUGGCAACGGUGGUGUGAGAAAGCCCUUCCUUCACAACCCGCCGAGUGACUGCUUGUCUUGCUGUCCUCCUAGCUACUCCAUGGUGGGCCUGCGCAGCCUGGAGAGUCGAGUAGAGAGAAACGUCUCCAUCCACAGCCUGGUGCUUGUGGGUGAGGUGGGCAAGCAGGAAGACAAAGCCAAAGACAAGUUUGCCCUGCCUCAUCGGGCCCUCUGCCCUAAUCCUUCUGUCUUGGGGGACAGAAGCACCACGAACUCCAGCAGAAACCCUUCUUUCCAAGCCAGAGAAGGAGCAGCGCUCCCCCCGGAGGGUGACUGCGGUCGCCUCUCCUCUGGCUUCGAAAGCGAAGGGGGCGAGUACUGUUCAAUCACAGACUGCCACAGAGAGUGCCCGGUCUCGCGGGAGCCCCGUUGCGUGGAGGGGAAGGGUGGCCGGUGCGAGAAAGAGAGCCCCACUCCCUGUGGAUGGAGGCAGUGGGAUGCUCCUGAGACUCCCAGGCCAAGUGGCAGGGCGGUCAAGUUUGGCGAAGAGGAGCACAGAGCUGUGAACGUGGCCUUCUGCAUCACGAAAGACCAGGGUGAUCCUCUCCCCUAUGCCCUGUGUUCAGACAGGAAAAAGCUGGCUCUCCACGCCGAGCAUGCCGCCCUCCCAGAGAGCAUGGGGAGCAGCAAGGCGGCUGCCUUCGCUUUGUCCCGGGAGGAGGAGGAGGACUCGCCUCUCCCUGUAGAGCCCUCUGUCACCGGAGGCCCCCGGCCCGAGGGUUCAAGCCCUCCUCAGCAGGCUCUGGUGGAGCCGCAGCGCCCUCGCCUUGCCGAGCCAGCCCGCGGCGAUCCCAUCUACGCCGAGAGCACCAAGAGGAAGAAGGCGCAGCUGAAGGCUGUCGGCGGACAGGCAAAAGCAGAGAAGCUGGCCCGUGGCGCUGGCAAGGAGCAAGCUGAUGGGACGUGGAGGGAUGGUGGCUGGGCUUUGGGUGCUGAGAAGGAAUACCAGGACUCCACCAGCCAGGUGGCGGCAAAGAUAACGGCGGUGGGGGUUCAGUGGCCAUGCAUCAGCCCCGCUUCCCACCCCGAUUUUGGGACUUCAUCACCUGCCAUUGAGCCUGGAGAGAUUUUUCAAGCAUCUGGAAGUGAAAACAGCCCAAGAUUUCAUCUGACAGCUCCUGCCAAGACCUCAGUUGCUGAGAGUCCAGCCAUUCCCCCAAAGAUGUCCAAAAACAGCCAGCCGGGCAGUGAGGGGAACCGUGUGCCCCCAGUAAGCUCCCAUGUGGCAAGGUUUGGUGAUGACAACAGCCACGACGGAGCUGGUGUUCAGCUGCUGCCGAGGAGCUAUACUGAUACAGGCACCUUUGGGGCGUCCCCUUCUCCAUGCAGUCAUGUCAACGGGGUCUCUGUGGAGGAGUCCAGCAGAGUCCUGGCCAGCUCAUCCUAUGACAGGAGGCAGAAAUACUACACCCCAACAUGGACCAAGCAGUGCCGGAUAGAGGAGGAGGAGGAGCAGGAGCAGGAGGAGGAGCAGGAGCUCUUAACCCACCCAUGGGCAGUGGGAGCUGAGAAUGGACGAGCUGGUGCUGACCUUGUGGAUGAAGGCCCGAUGCUGGAGAGCCAGACUGGGAUCAGCAAAUCAUUGUCUUUCUCCUUUGAUUUCCCUAAAGACAAGAGCAAUGGCGUGGAGUUUGCACCGCCGCCACCACCGCCGAAAAAGCAGCACACUCUGAAAAUGAACCCAAAUAACACUGAGUUGGAGAGGGUCAGCAACAGCUCUGCUGAGAGCCUCAGCCCACCUUUCAGGAGCAUCCACGUCAGCUUCACGGCCGGCUCCACUGACAGCCUCAACUCAGACACGCAGACUGGCAGUGAUGGCAGGCAUUCAUCUGAGCCAAACUACUCGCCCCCUCCAGCUGAGAGCCAAGCAUUUCCUCCUGUCUCUUUCCUUCCCGCCUCCGGUGAGGAUAGUCCCUCCUCUGUCCCCAGCUGCCCGCCCCCUCUGCCCCAGAAGAAGACAGUGAGCAGAACGGUGUCCUCCCCAGAUGGCUUUUUUGGGGCACAGGCAUCUUCAGGCAGAGCAGCCAGUGCUGCCAGCCCCAGGCUGAACAUCAGCCACUCCGAGACCAAUGUCUGCCUCCAAGAGGAGCCUCCCUUCGUCCACCCGGCCGGUCUGGGGGGCCACCCCGGCACCUUCUCCUCCUCUGAGUCCCUGGAGAAAGGCUCCAAAGGAAACGGCUAUUGGGGCUCAGCCACUGGUAAGAGCACAGGGGCUUGCGUCCCCAGCAGAAACCUCCAGUCCCUUUCCUCCUCGCAGCUCAGUGUGUCCAGCCAGGUGUCAUCGGGCUCCAGCCUCCAGCUCCACAACCUCCUGAGCAACAUUGACAGCAAGGAGGGGGUGUACGCCAAGCUGGGGGCCCUCUACGCCGAGUCCUUGCGCCGCCUGGUUGCCAAGUGUGAGGACUGCUUCAUGCGGGAGCAGAAGAAUGAGCUGCACUUCAGCGAGAACAACUGGUCGCUCUUCAAGCUGGCAUGUAACAAGCCCUGCUGUGAUUCAGGGGAUGCGAUAUAUUACUGUGCCACCUGCUCCAAGGACCCUUCUACCACCUAUGCUGUGAAGAUUUGUAAAACCCAGGAGUCCAAGGUGGCUGCUUCGUACAGCAGCCCUGCAGUGCCAGUCCACUUCAACAUCCAGCAGGACUGUGGGCAUUUUGUGGCCUCUGUGCCCUCCAGCAUGCUGCUGGCCUCAGAUGUGGGGAAAGGCAUGCCUGGGGAUGGCCUCCAUCCCUCCCGCACUGCCAGCGAGCACGACUGUGUGGUGGUCAUUACCCGGGAGGUGCCGAGCCAGACCACUGCCGACUUCGUGAGGGACUCGGUGAUGUUGCACCAAGCCAAGCCCGAGCUGUACGAACGUCGCGUUUGCUUCUUGCUCCUCCAGCUCUGCAAUGGCCUGGAGCAUCUCAAAGAGCAUGGCAUCAUCCACCGUGACCUGUGCCUGGAGAACCUCCUGCUUGUCCCCUGCAAGCCCCCCAUGAGCUGUGUGAAAGCCAAAGAUGACAAACACUUACCCCGCCUCAUCAUCAGCAAUUUUUUGAAAGCCAAACAGAAGCCAGGAACUGGAGACUCCAAACUGAAGAAGAGUCAGGCCCGGCUGGCCCCGGAGAUUGUGUCGGCUUCUCAGUACAAGAAGUUUGAUGAGUUUCAGACUGGUAUUCUCAUCUACGAGCUGCUGCACCAGCCCAACCCCUUCGAGGAGAAGGUGCACCUCAGGGAGCAGGAGUACAGCCCUGAGGACCUCCCUGCUCUGCCCAGCCUGUCCAUCUACUCCCGGGGGCUCCAGCAGCUGGCCCACCUGCUACUGGAAGCGGAUCCCAUCAAGCGUGUGCGGAUCACCGAAGCCAAGCGCAUGCUGCAGUGUCUGCUUUGGGGGCCCCGGAAAGACCUCACUGAGCAGCCCCUCAGCCACGAGGAAGCCCUCCGCCAGGUGCUUCAGAACUGGGUGGACAUGAAGCGUGCCCUGCUCAUGAUGAAGUUCGCAGAGAGGGCUGUGGACACGGAGCGGAGCAUUGAACUAGAGGACUGGCUGUGCUGCCAGUACUUAGCAUCUGCUGAGCCUGCCUCCCUCUCACACACAUUAAAACUGCUGCAGCUGCUCUGACCUUGGCUGUGGCUUGGAGGCAGCUGAGGGCCCCCGGUGGCCUUGCGGCUAAGGGUACGCAGCCCCUUUAUAAGCAAGAGGCUCGAAUCUCAGUUGCGAAUGCACGUUCAGCUCCUGCUCUGCACUCUGAUCAGAGUGCACAAGACAUGUUUAGUACCCUCAGCACUGUUAAUUUGUGAGCAGGCAGAGCUGGGGACCUGCCCCUGUUUUGGGGGAUUUUUUUUUUUUUUUUGUAUGGUAAGUCUGUGGACUAAUAAACUCUUGCCUGCGUGUGUGCAUGUUUCU
Pelecanus crispus (Dalmatian pelican) is the source of this 4386-nucleotide messenger RNA. The record is from RefSeq and is a predicted model, not a curated record. Lineage: Eukaryota; Metazoa; Chordata; Aves; Pelecaniformes; Pelecanidae.